UUUUCUGCGAUCUUCAAAUUCAUAUGAAGAUAUGAUUCAAAAUCUUCUGGAAAUUUCAUAUGUUCCUCCGAUUUGAUACGUACUUGAUUGAUUAGGUUUGAAUUGGAGAAAUCGGAGAAGUGAAGAAGAAGAAGAAGAGAUGGAGGAGUAUCUACAGUAUAUGAAGACUCUCCGUUCUCAAAUGACUGAUGUGGAGGAUCAUGCGGCGAAGGUCUCCGUCGAGGAACAGAUGCAGGUUACAACAAUCAGUACGUUGGAGAAAGAUCUCGAACACGCAUUGUCUGAGACGAAGAGACUUAAAGAGGAAACAGAUCAGAAGACGAGGAAGAAAGGCGAAAUAUGCUCACAUAUACUUGAGAAGCAGAGAAAAAUUUCGUCCAUGGAAUCUGAUUCAGCAAAUCUUGCACAGAGUCUGGAGCUUAUUCUUCAAGAGCGAGACAGUUUAUCUGCAAAACUUGUGUUGAAACGUACUAACUAUGUCAAGACGGCAGAAGAAGCUAGAACCAAACUAGAGGAGCAAAAGGGCUGGUUUAUCUCCCAUAUGAGCAAUGAAACUGGUCAACAAGGACAGAAAAUAGAGACAAGGAAUAACCUGAUGGAACUAUCAGAUUCUGCUAGAGCAAAGCUUGAUCAAGCAAAACAGAUUAGAGCCAACCUUCUUCAGGAAAUCUCGAAGAUCAAGCUAUCAAUUGAGAAUGUGAAGCACAAGAUUAAUGAGUUUAAGCCAGAGUUAAUGUCAGUAGAUAUUAAGAUCCUAGAAGAGGAAUACACAGCUCUCUUGUCAGAUGAGUCUGGAGAGGCAGAGUAUCUCAGUUCGCUGCAGAGUCAGGCUGAGAAACUGAAGGGAAUUUCUUACAUUGCUAAAUGUGGUUGUGGAGAAGAAUACAGUGUUGGUCUUGAUUAGGCCAAAGUUAAGCAUCCGUCAAACUAUUAUAUCAAUAUGUGAACAAAUCAAGAACCAAAAGUUAUGUGCUAGUUAUUUUGAAUCUGUGGGUUAAUUGUUUUUAGUUUGAAGAGAGAUACAACUAUCAUGCUGUCUUGUUGCAGUAUAUAAUGUUUUACAGUUUCAGCCUUUCAGGUUCUCUAUAUGCAUGAGAAUAUCAUUUGGCCUUAAAUUGAUGAGGCGUGUGCAAAUACAACGUUGUAUCUUAA
Molecule: messenger RNA, 1152 nt
Organism: Arabidopsis arenosa
Lineage: Eukaryota; Viridiplantae; Streptophyta; Magnoliopsida; Brassicales; Brassicaceae
Source: the annotation of a GenBank genome assembly